Penicillium antarcticum is the source of this 1125-nucleotide messenger RNA. RefSeq lists its product as uncharacterized. Gene Ontology annotation, biological process: regulation of transcription by RNA polymerase II. The record is from RefSeq and is a predicted model, not a curated record. The coding region runs from base 1 to 1125 and encodes 374 amino acids. Lineage: Eukaryota; Fungi; Ascomycota; Eurotiomycetes; Eurotiales; Aspergillaceae. Gene Ontology annotation, molecular function: RNA polymerase II cis-regulatory region sequence-specific DNA binding; DNA-binding transcription factor activity, RNA polymerase II-specific. The transcript is spliced from 3 exons. Gene Ontology annotation, cellular component: chromatin.
AUGCUCGGAUCCUUACACCGGUGUCCCGUGUGUGGCAAAGAGUUCACGAGGAGUGAUGUGCGUCAGCGUCAUGAGGAGAUUCAUAAAACAAAACGGGCGCCUAGCGCGACUUUGAAGCCUCUGGCACAGACUGCAUCGCCACAAGAACAUGGGCUGGCCUCGACGCAUACUGCCGAUGUGCUACGUCACAUUCGGUCGGCUGAAACACACUAUGUUGCUGAAUCGAGCAGUCUGGGCUCUCUGGCUGCUCAGUCAUUCCCGCAGAACAAUGUACAGCAUCUGGUUGAGAAUGAUUGGACCCCUAUGCAUCCAUUAAACAUGGAAAUAGAUCAUAGUCCGCAACUUGAGGUUCAACCUAAGACUGGGCAACCCCUUCAUUGGGCAGAGCAAUCGUCCCAGAAUAAUUUUGACCACGAUCUAAUUCGCUGGAUGCAAGAACCAUGUUUAUUCGAGGAUAUGUGUUUCGACGACGAUAUCAUGUCAGUACUGCUGGAGUCGGGGUCGAUGCCGCCGUUCAACGCCGCACCAAUUUUGGCGAUGGACAUCGACAAAGAUCAAGCAACAAUCGACCGUCAUGACCAGAGCUCUAAUACCUUUGUUGAAAGAGGAGAUCGAAUGUGCCGACCAACUUCCCCUCCAAAUGAAGCCUCUGAAGAAGACAAAUGGCCAUAUAGAUGGGAUCCUGGAUCCCAAGCUAUCACCGCAGCUAAACCAAUUGAACUUCUCAAAAACCAUCCGUUGAGACGAGACCAUGAUCCAUCCUUUGAUAUCUCUCAACAGCGUUAUGAAAGACUGAUCGCAUUUCUUUUGGAACCAGCAAGAAGAGGGUUCAGCUUUCACUCACUCCAUUUCCCAGAGUUGCAGACUACAAAUAUCUUCAUAGGAUUGUUCUUCACACGCUUUGAACAUCAGAUGCCUGUCAUACAUCGCCCAUCUUUGAAAUCUUGUGAUGAUUUGCCUGACCCACUUCUUGCCACCAUGAUUGCUAUCGGAGCUAUAUACAGCCGCGAACGACAUACCUGCCGCUUUUCAAUUGUUCUCGUUGACAUGGCAAGAUUAAGCUCCCAGAUUGCCCUCGAAAUGAAUAACAAAUUCAUGAGAGACCCUAUGCUUGUGGUGCGGUAA